AUGUCCCAACUGCCAUCCACCGAUCAAGAGCCGACGGCCGCGGACGAUGUAGAUUAUAUCUUCACCACGACGUAUGCCAUGGUGGCUGGUUUGGCAAUUGUCGUCUAUGAUCAGCUGCUUAGCAUCAGUUCCGAGGUUGACCUCGUAUGGACACGGCGGUCGUCGACGCGGAAGUGGCUAAGUAAGGCCGUCUUCUAUGCUAUGCUGCGACUCUUCGGUAUACUUUGGUCAAUAUCACACACUCUCCUUAAUAUUGGCGCACCAUCAUCAUCAGAAGGUUCUCGCAAAGAGUUGACCGGUGCGGGCCUGUGCGAAUUUGACAGAUGCUAUCGAUUGUAUAUUGUCGAAGAGAUCACCAUCGUAACUGUGACUUUUCUCCUGCAAGGAAUGAUGUCUAUUCGCGUAUGGGUUCUCUUAGGCAUGCAGCGCAGUGUCUACGCCUUUCUACUCGUAGGAUUCGUCAUUUGUCAAAUCGUCGCUGUUAUAAAUCUUGCCAUGUACUUCGUGGCAUACAGAGGAGCAACGGUCCUUGUUGACGAGCGUGUCGUUCAGGACUGCUUCGCACGAGGAGCUCUUCCAUCAUGGGCCCCGUGGAUGAUCCCACUGGCAAACGGGUUGCUCGCCUUUUAUGAGCUCAUACUCUGCGCAUGUGCCGUUUAUUACCUCUUCACGGGGAACAAGAAGCGAGGCUCCCAGGGAUUCAUCAUGGGCGGUUUGGUUGCUACCCUCGUGAGGGAUAACCUGCUGUACUUCUUUCUGUAA
Coniophora puteana RWD-64-598 SS2 is the source of this 762-nucleotide messenger RNA. RefSeq lists its product as uncharacterized. Lineage: Eukaryota; Fungi; Basidiomycota; Agaricomycetes; Boletales; Coniophoraceae. The record is from RefSeq and is a predicted model, not a curated record. Bases 1 to 762 code for a protein of 253 amino acids. The transcript has 13 exons.